Messenger RNA from Lolium rigidum, 1288 nucleotides. Its product is annotated as NEP1-interacting protein 1-like. Lineage: Eukaryota; Viridiplantae; Streptophyta; Magnoliopsida; Poales; Poaceae. The transcript has 5 exons. Bases 303 to 1025 code for a protein of 240 amino acids. The record is from RefSeq and is a predicted model, not a curated record.
UCGUGAGGAAGAAAAGAAGGGCAAUGCGGGCGGGCGUCGGGGGCAAGCCAAACCUACCGCUUCCGCACGCCGAUUCAAUGCGCCGGUCACGAGUUGGUUGGCGCCAUAAAGGCUCCACCUUUCUCCACUCCCUUCUUCUCCUCUCUCUUCGACUGCCAGUGCUUCGUCGUCAUCAAGACAUCGAUCCCCUAGCUCUCCUCCUGCUCGGAUCUCUCGAAACACCAUCCAGCUUCUUCGAUCGGUCUGUCUGUGUCUGUGUGUGUGAUUGGAGGAAGUGAAGUGAGGUUCUGAGGCGGGGAAGGAUGGAUCCGUCGGGGGCCUUCUCGCGGAGCUCGAGCAAUGUGUCGCUGGCGUCGCUGGUGAGGAGCGGGAGCGGCGGGAGCGGGCGCGGGAGGGGCGGCGCCGUGGGGAGCAGGCGGAUGAUGCAGCGGGUGCUCCGCGGCGUCAUCACCUUCAUCUUCGCCAUCGCGGGGCUGUUCCUGGGAGCCGUCACCGGCGGUCUGAUCGGCCUCGCGACCGAGAGCGGCCUGUUCCGCGGCACGGGCAUCGGCGCCAUCACCGGCGCGCUGGUGUCCAUCGAGGUCGUCGACUCCUCCAUCCGCCUCUGGCGCUCCCGCCGGUCCGGGAUCUGGAGCAUCCUCUACGUGCUUAAUGUGAUCUACAGCCUCAUCACGGGCAGGCUUGUUCGCGAGAAGGUCGAUCCGGCGGUGCAGCGGGUCGUUCGGAGCCAGAUGAAUGCUGUGGACUCAUCGCAGUUCAGGGAGGCCCCUGACCUUUUCGAGAUCGAGGGCACCAACGGCAUGCCGAGGGCGUCCAUUGAUAAGCUGCCUGAGAACAGGAUCACCGAGGAGUACAACCGGAACGCCGUCGGUGAUCUUUCAGGAUGCUCUGUCUGCCUCCAGGAUUUCCAGAUUGGGGAGAAGGUGCGGAGCUUGCCCGAUUGCUGGCACGUGUUCCACGUGCCGUGCAUCGACGGCUGGCUGAUCAAACACGGGUCGUGCCCAUUGUGCAGGAGGAAGCUCUAGAUCAUCAUGAUCACCAUCCUGGACGACGAUCGAUGAAGAACUGUGCUCUGUUAUUAGAAAGGAGGCUAUGGUUGCUGCUUUGCAUGCUGUGUGUGCGCGCUAUGCCUGUGUUGCUGUUGCUAGGAGGCUGACAUAUCUAUAGAACGAACCCUAAAUUUAUAGAGUUUUUGUUUUUUUGCUUUUGCUUUUUGAUCUCUCUCCCGAUCAAUGUAAUAUAGUACGUACUACUGAAAAAUGAAAAAGCACUGGACCGGCUUGCGCUU